Molecule: messenger RNA, 1176 nt
Organism: Sinocyclocheilus anshuiensis
Lineage: Eukaryota; Metazoa; Chordata; Actinopteri; Cypriniformes; Cyprinidae
Product: rootletin-like
Exons: 1
Source: RefSeq, a predicted model, not a curated record
AAUCUCAUGGACGAUGCUCUGGGUGAAGAGUUUGAUGAAAAGAUCAGCCAGCAAGUGAUCACAUCAGAAGCUGACAAUGAUAAUGCACCUCAUCCAAGUAAGCGGCUACGCCAGAUUAAAGUCGGAGGGGAAAUAUUGGAAUUCCUGGAAGAGGAAGGAACUUUGGUGAACGUGCCCCCGGCCUCCAGUCCGCAUCUGGUUAAGCGGGGAAGACAAAAAGGCAAGCAGACGACAGAAAGUCACUCGCUGGACAUCAUGAGAACCAAACUUCGAAGAGAAAGACAGCUUCUAGAAAAGGAGCUUGGAGGCCUGGACAGAGAACAAGCCCUUCUAGAGCGGGAAAGGGCCCUUGCCGAUCGGGAAAGAGCAGCGCUUCAGCGGGACAGAGCCCAGGUAGAGAAGGACAAAGCUGCGGUUAACAGAGACAAGGCGUCUUUGGAACAGGACAGAGCCCGACUGCAGAAAGACAGAGAAGUUUUGGCUAGGGACAGAGCGGCCCUUGAAAGAGACAGAAGGUCGGCGCAUAUCACUAAUCACGUGAAAAGCAGUUUAGGAUGCAAUGGGCUGGACUGUCCUCACGAAAAAAACAGAGAAAGAUUAAUAUUCUUACUUGAAAAGGUGAUUGAAAAAAUUUAAAGCAGGUCUGAGAUGGGGGCAAACCUCAGGGAAAAACUGCGAUGAGUUAUUGGGAUUAUCUGAACAAUCCUUGGGUUGUUGACUGAAGAUACAUUAUGUACACAGUCUAGAAUGGAUUCCACAUACAUUGACAGGGUGCACAAGCUAAAUAUUUUUGAGAUUUUUUUAUUGAUUUGUAAAUGUUGAAAGAAACAUGGAGUGUGAUGAUGGUUUAUUUCUGAAACAAUGUAAAAUAACAGUGUCUGGAGGUAAAGUAUACCAUACGUGCCACACAAUUAAUGUCAAAAGAAGAUUUAUGGUCCACCUUGUUGUCAUUCAGAAACUUCAAAUUUAGCUGAAAAGUAUAAAAAGCUGUUUAAUGACAGGUCUAUUGUAGAGACAACUGACCCCAUAUAGAGUCACAAAAAGUAAUGUGUAUUCAACAAACAGUAUCUUUUUUCUAGUUAUUAAUCUUGCUUCUUUUUUGCAGUCAAGAAUUUAUGGUUUGUGUCUAUUCAAGUUUUAGGUUUGUGGCUUUCACAAAUAAACCUGCACUGAAAA